AAAAGUGGAAGACCAAACCUGUCCAGUAAGAAAGUGCUUGGCAAUAGAGUUAUUUAGCAAUGAAAAUUUUUCAAGAUGUCAGACAGUACAGAAAGUUCAGCCCGUUUUUACAGAAUAAUUUCACUCGUGGUUGAUGUAGGAACUCAGACAUUACUGGAUACUUUCUACUCAAAGGUUCGAAAAGAAGAUGUAUCUAUUGUUUUUGGAACUUCGAAAGUUAAAGCAGAAUUUUUCAAACUGAAAGGAAAGAAUGCACUUACGAAAGUGCAGUAUAACAAGGUUACUUCAGCUAAUCCUGACCCAGACACCUACGAUAUCUCAUUGCUAACUACACUCCUUACCAAUCAGAAGUUAUGCGGAAUACCUCCACCAGCAAAGGGAUGGGGAACCACCCCACCAGACUCUUCUGACCUGUCAGUAGGGGCUGACCUACUUCGCCUUCGUGAACUCAGAAAUGAAAUUGUAGGGCGUCGUACUAAUGCCCAGUUGGAAGUUGCAGACUAUAGUAUGUUCUGGUCCAAAGUUGAAGUCAUCCUCGUCAGGUUAGCGAAAGAUGUUAGCCAAGCAGAAGAAAAGAAAAUCAAAGAAAUGAUCAGAAAUACUGAGACUGGGCCGAUCGAGCCACUACAUGACAGAGAGAAGAAGUUGUUGCAGGUGUUCCUUCAAUGGCAAAAGGAGGAUAAUGAAAAAUAUCGGACAAAGAUGACAGAGGUGCUGAAUUCUCUAAACAACCUUUCCUUAAAG
Molecule: messenger RNA, 744 nt
Organism: Mercenaria mercenaria
Lineage: Eukaryota; Metazoa; Mollusca; Bivalvia; Venerida; Veneridae
Exons: 1
Source: RefSeq, a predicted model, not a curated record